CUCUAUUUCACCACUCCCUUAGCUUCCACACUUCCCCUUUCUCUCUUGCCAAAAAUAGCACAUUAUCUACUGCCCCUUUCUCUCUUCCUCCUCCUCCUCCUCAUCAUCAUCAUGAUGUCCAUCAUCAACCAGGAUCACUGCCCACUCCAAGACGUCAACCACCGCCUCGCCGCCGCUUCCCCCGAUCUCGCCGCCGCGGUUCCCGGCUUCGGCGGCGGUGGAGUCCACCGCAAGAAGAGGAUGGCCCGCCAGCGCCGCUCUUCUUCUAAUCUUCACUUCUCCUUUCCUCCUUCUUCUUCUUCCGCCCACCUCCCUCCCCCUCGGGUAAUUGAUCCAAGAAGGCUGAAGUUUCUUUUUCAGAAGGAGCUGAAGAACAGUGAUGUUAGCUCUCUUAGGAGAAUGAUACUCCCAAAGAAAGCAGCUGAAACUCACCUCCCAACUUUGGAGUCUAAAGAAGGAAUCAUCAUCACCAUGGAUGACUUGGAUGGAGUCCAUGUUUGGAACUUUAAAUAUAGGUUUUGGCCGAAUAACAAUAGUAGAAUGUACGUACUUGAAAACACGGGGGACUUCGUCAACGCCCAUGGCAUACAACUAGGAGAUUUCAUCUUGGUUUACCAAGAUUUUGAAGAUCAUAGCUACGUCAUUCAAGCAAAAAAGGCAUCCGAUCCAGAAAUAUAUUCCGACAUAGCAAAUAGUUGCGUUAUGAAUGGCGAUAUUGUGUUUCAAGACUUCAAUGCUAGCAAAGCUGCUAACUCUAUGUACGUGCCUAGUUCAACUAUGGACGAUCCCGUGUCAUCGUUUAUCUACGAUACUAGCUCAGCUUUCGAUAACGAUUCGUCGUUUGACUUUAUGAGUAGCUCAAUGACCAACUACUCGAGAAUGGGAGGUAUCGAAGGCUUUGGAUCAGUCGAGAACUUGUCGCUCGAUGACUUCUACUAAGAGACAUAGCUACAAUAAUAGUAAAGAAGCUGGUGCAUGGUUCCACAACAUGAUCAAAUAUUUAGCUAGAAAAACCUUUGGAGGAGGAGAAAGGUUUGAACUUAAUUAUUUUGGUGCUAAAAUGUGACCAUGCAAGUUUGUAUAAUAAAAGAAUGCCAAGCUUUGAAAGU
Molecule: messenger RNA, 1109 nt
Organism: Cucurbita moschata (crookneck pumpkin)
Lineage: Eukaryota; Viridiplantae; Streptophyta; Magnoliopsida; Cucurbitales; Cucurbitaceae
Product: B3 domain-containing transcription factor FUS3-like
Exons: 6
Coding region: 112-939 (275 amino acids)
Molecular function (GO): DNA-binding transcription factor activity; DNA binding
Source: RefSeq, a predicted model, not a curated record